UUCCAUUGACAUUCGGUGAGGGCGCUUUUCUCGCGCAUGUCAGUUGAAAACUUCCGGGUAGAAGAAAAGAAGAUUGAAACGAAAAGUUACCUCAUAAAAACAUUAAUUUAGCUUUUGAAAACUCCCUCACAGUAAAUGGCUCUCAAAAGAAUAAAUAAAGAAUUACAGGACUUGGGCAGGGACCCUCCAGCACAAUGUUCAGCAGGACCUGUGGGGGAUGACUUAUUUCAUUGGCAAGCCACAAUAAUGGGUCCUCCCGACAGUCCAUACCAAGGUGGUGUGUUUUUCCUCACUAUACAUUUUCCAACAGAUUACCCUUUUAAACCACCGAAGGUUGCCUUUACAACUAGAAUAUAUCAUCCGAAUAUAAACAGUAAUGGUAGUAUCUGUCUAGAUAUUCUGCGAUCACAAUGGUCACCUGCUUUAACUAUAUCUAAAGUGUUGCUGUCGAUCUGUUCCCUGCUGUGUGAUCCAAACCCAGAUGAUCCUCUUGUACCAGAAAUUGCACGCAUCUUCAAAACAGACAGACAAAAGUAUCUACAACUGGCAAAAGAGUGGACAAAUAAAUAUGCCAUGUAAAAGGGUUACUAUGUCGUUCUCCAUUGAAAUUGACAAAUACUAUGAAGUACUCGUGUAUGGCUCAAGCCUUCAGUGAUUUAAAAUGCAACUCAAAAAUCUCUUCAUCAAUCCAGUUGAAUAUUUUUCAUAUUAUUUUAAAUGAUGCAAAUCUGUACUGACCUGUUUUUAGCUUGGGCCUAAAAAAACAUUGUUUCCAGUAACAUGCUAGGGUAGGUAGGUUGGUAAAUUUUUGUUGGGGGGGGGGGGGAUUUUUUUUUAUUAAGUGGGACUUUUUCGGAAAUUUUAUUCCUUUCCACGGAACUUCAAGCACAACUGCAAGUACACCUAAGGUAGUGCUCAAUUCCUGGUGGUCUGAGGACAAGCAGUGUACUGAUAACAUUACAAUCUUCAGUACAGUCUUUCUUUAAAGGAUCAUUCUGUAAAAAAAAUGAAUACAAAUUUUAGAGCAUCAGUAAGUUGAUCUCUAACAUCACUGUGUUUAAAGCAUAAAAAGUACAGUACAUAAAAGAAAAUUCUCCAAGGCCAUAAAAACAUUUAAGGUUGGGCCAAAAAUUUAGGGUAGGUCAGGAUACCGGAAACAAACAAUUGUUUUUAGGCCUCACCUGAGACGAGCUAUUAGUAUAGGUGGGUAGUUAAGUGUCAGUCACUGGCCUUCCAUAUUCAGCAGUUUACAUAAAAACUACUGGUCAGAAUUGCAUCAAAUAUAGCAUCCUGUCAAGGUCCUAUCAGUUUUAUUCAAAUGGUUCCGCUUGACUGCUAUGGGUAGCUAGGGCUAUAAAUAGAAAAACCUUAAAACAACCUAUGAACCGCCUGUUAGAUCUUCAUCAACCUUGGUCUGUAAGCAUUGUUAUAACGUCCUCUCCCUAAUUUGUUCACUGAGGACACUCAAUUCCUGUUAGGGGCAAUUAGAGCUAAAAAUAGAAAAACCUUAAAACAAUAUCUUAUCUUGAACCACUUGAUGGAUCUUCAUUAAACUUGGUCUGUAGCAUCAGUCUUCUCAGUUUUGUUCAAAUGUAGACAAUUGGUCCCUUUUAGGGAACAUAAGAGCCAAAAAUGGAAAUACAUUUGAAUGAUUUCACUUGAUGCAUUCUCAUCAAACUUAGUUUGUAGUCUCUAAUUUUAUAUGAAUGGAGGAGCUUGGCUCCUUCUAGGGACUGCUAGAGCUAGAAUAGAAAGUCUUUUAAGCAACAUCUCGCACACCACUGAACUUCAUGAAACUUGGUAUGUAGGGUAAUUACCCAAAAGUGUUCAAAAUGGGGGCUAGAGGUAAAAAUAGAAAUACACUGAAACAACUUCUCAUGAAUUGCUUCAUUGAUCUUCAUCAAACUUUGUGUGUAGCAUUAUUAGAAGGUUCCCUCUCACGUUUAUUCAAAUGGGGGCUUUAUGUCCAUCUUAGGGGCCGCUAGAGCUGAAAAUAGAAAUACCUUUAAUUGACUUCUUUUCAUGAAGAGCUUGAUGGCUGUUCAUCAAAAUUGGUCUGAAGCAUUUUUAUAAGGUCCUUUUCCAAGUUUAUUCAAAUUGAACCCUUUCAGGGGCGCUAGAGCUAAAAAUAGAAAAUUUUUCAAUGACUUUUUCUCAUGAUUCAGUGUGUCAUACAUACCUUCAAGUUCAAACAGUCAAGUUCAGGUGAGCGACUUAGGGUCAAUAUAACCCUUUUGUCUUGCUUUGUAUUCUUUUGUUUGUUAAAAUAUGAAAGUGCUAGUAGUUUGAACCUGUUUGUUUGUUGGGGUUUUUCUUAAUUCACAUUUCAACAAGCAAGUUUUGCAUAUUCUCUUAUUUGGAUAAUAGCGCUCCAUCAGAUAUGUGAAACUUAUAACUUAAGCUCACCUUUAUCUAAGUGUAUGAUUUACUGUCAAAAUUACAUAUCCCGGCUUGAAUGCUAAUCAUGGGUUAAUGGAAUAGGCAAAUGUUUUCUAUUACUUCAGAGGUGAAAGUAGUCUGAAUUUUAAAUAUUGAAGCUCAUAGGAUCACUUAGAGUUGACGUCUGUCCGUCUGAAUUUGUUUUGUGCAUAUUUCAAAAAGUAUUUUACCCAGGGUCAUCAGACCCCACAGGAUUCUCAUUCAGCAUGUGAAAUUGUGCACCUAGGAUUUUAACUUGGAUUUCACACUGCCAGACCAGAGUUAUAGCCCUUUACUUAGUCAAAAAUAUUCAUAAAAAGAGCCCAAAAGUUUUUUUUCACAUGUACUUCAGAAAGUAUCUGACAUGGGGAUUAUGUAACAUUUUAAGAAUAUUGUAUAGCGUGUGAGGUUGUGCACCUCUACUAGAGUUAUGUCUGUUGACUUUUUGUUCUCUCAAAUUUAUUCAAAUGGUUCCACUUUUUAGCUCACCUGUCACAAAGUGACAAGGUGAGCUUUUGUGAUCGCGCGGCGUCCGUCGUCCGUCCGUGCGUCCGUCCGUAAACUUUUGCUUGUGACCACUCUAGAGGUCACAUUUUUCAUGGGAUCUUUAUGAAAGUUGGUCAGAAUGUUCACCUUGAUAAUAUCUAGGUCAAGUUCAAAACUGGGUCACGUGCCGUCAAAAACUAGGUCAGUAGGUCUAAAAAUAGAAAAACCUUGUGACCUCUCUAGAGGCCAUUUGUUUCACAAGAUCUUCAUGAAAAUUGGUCAGAAUGUUCACUUUGAUGAUAUCUAGGUCAAGUUCGAAACUGGGUCACGUGGGGUCAAAAACUAGGUCAGUAGGUCUAAAAAUAGAAAAACCUUGUGACCUCUUUAGAGGCCAUAUUUUUCAUGAGAUCUUCAUGAAUAUUGGUCAGAAUGUUCACCUUGAUGAUAUCUAGGUCAGGUUCGAAACUGGGUCACGUGCCGUCAAAAACUAGGUCAUUAGGUCUAAAAAUAGAAAAACUUUGUGACCUCUCUAGAGGCCAUAUUUCUCAAUGGAUCUUCAUGAAAAUUGGUCAGAAUGUUCAGCUUGAUAAUAUCUAGGUCAGGUUCGAAACUGGGUCACGUGCGGUCAAAAACUAGGUCAGUAGGUCUAAAAAUAGAAAAUCCUUUUGACCUCUCUAGAGGCCAUAUUUCUCAAUGGAUCUUCAUGAAAAUUGGUCAGAAUGUUCAGCUUGAUGAUAUCUAGGUCAAGUUCGAAACUGGGUCAUGUGCGGUCAAAAACUAGGUCAGUAGGUCUAAAAAUAGAAAAACCUUGUGACCUCUCUAGAGGCCAUAUUUUUCAAUGGAUCUUCAGGAAAAUUGGUCAGAAUGUUUACCUUGAUGAUAUCUAGAUCAAGUUCGAAACUGGGUCACAUUGGUUUAGGAAAUAGGUCAGUAGAUCUAAAAAUAGAAAAACCUUGUGACCUCUCUAGAGGCCAUAUUUUUCAUGAGAUCUUCAUGAAUAUUGGUCAGAAUGUUCACCUUGAUGAUAUCUAGGUCAGGUUUGAAACUGGGUCAUGUGGGGUCAAAAACUAGGUUAGUAGGUCUGAAAAUAGAAAAACCUUGUGACCUCUCUAGAGGCCAUAUUUCUCAAUGGAUCUUCAUGAAAACUGGUGAGAAUGUUCAGCUUGAUGAUAUCUAGGUCAGGUUCGUAACUGGGUCAUGUGCGGUCAAAAACUAGGUCAGUAGGUCGAAAAAUAGAAAAACCUUGUGACCUCUCUAGAGGCCAUAUUUUUCACGAGAUCUUCAUGAAAAUUGGUGAGAAUGUUCACCUUGAUGAUAUCUAGGUCAAAUUUAAAAGUGGGUCACGUGCCUCCAAAAACUAGGUCAUUAGGUCAAAUAAUAGAAAAACCUUGUAACCUCUCUAGAGGCCAUAUUUUUCAAUGGAUCUUCAUGAAAAUUGGUCAGAAUUUUUUAUCUUGAUGAUAUCUAGGUCACUUGUGCUCAAAAACUAAGUCACUAUGUCAAAUAAUAGAAAUAACGACGUCAUACUCAGUUCAACACUGGGUCAUGUGGGGAUAGGUGAGCGAUUCAGGACCAUCAUGGUCCUCUUGUCUGAUAAUGGGGGGCUGUCUGAGCUUAGAAUAGAAAAACGUUUAUACUAAACACUGUUGUUACCAUUCAUGAUUACCAUUAGAUAUAUUUAAGGUCAAAUUGUCAGUUUCAUGUGAGCUGCUUAAGGUAACCUUGGCCCUCUUGAUUUUCUUCCUCGCUGCAGAUAAAAGAGGAUUUUUAUAUGCCGGAAGGGAUGUAUUAUGUUAUGACGCCGCUGUCCGUCUGUCCAUUAGCGAUUUUGAAGAAACUUGACACAAAUGUUCACCACAUCGAGACGACAUGCAGAGCGCAUGUUUUGAAUGGCUUGCUUCAAGGUCAAGGUCAAACUUUUGAAGGUCAAAGGUCAUGUGACUAUGUUUUGUGUCUGCUCUGUAACUCUUGAACUACUUGAAGGAUUUUAAAGAAGCUUAGCACAAAUGUUCACCAUAUCGAGAAGACGUGCAGAGUGCAUGUUUCGGAUGGCUUACUUCAAGGUCAAGGUCACACGGGUCAAAGAUCAUACCUUUGGGCAUAUAUUGCUCUGCAUUGCGGUGCUCUUGUUAUACUUUGUGAAAGUAGAGUAUAUUCUAUUUCUGUGUAUAGUUCUUGUACAUUAAUUUUGUAUUUCAAAAACAGUGCUUUAUUUCUCAAAUGACCAAAUACAAAAUGUAGUAAUAUUCUGCUGCAAUGAAAAUGGUUUUGAAUAAGUCUCAUAUUUAUUAGCCCACCAUCAUGAUGAUGGUGGGCUAUUAAAAUCACUCUGCAUCCGUGGUCCGUCCGUCCGUCAUUCCGUCCGUCAUUCCGUCCGUCCGUCCGUCAGUCCGUCUGUCCGUCCGUCCGUCCGUCCGUUAACAAUUUCUCGUUAUCGCAUCUCCUCAGAAACUACUGGGGGGAUUUUGACCAAACUUUGUCAGAAUGAUGUAUUGGUACCCUAGUUGUGUCCCCCUGAAAAUCAGACUGGUUCAACAAUUUAUGAGUGAGUUAUGGCCCUUUGUUUAUUUCUAUAAUUUAUAUAGAUUUAUAUAGGGAAAAACUUUGAAAACCUUCUUGUCCAAAACCACAGAGCCUAGGGCUUUGAUAUUUGGUAUGAAGCAUCAUCUAGUGGUCCUCUACCAAGAUGAUUCAAAUUAUUUGUCUGGGGUCAAAUAUGGCCCUGCCCUGGGGGUCACAUGGUUUAUAUAGACUUAUAUAGGGAAAAACUUUGAAUAACCUCUUGUCCAAAACCACAGGGCCUAGGGCUUUGAUAUUUUGUAUGUGACAUCAUCUAGUGGUCUUCAAUUAAGAUUGUUCAAAUUAUACCCCUAGGGUCAAAUAUGGCCCCGCCCUGGGGGUCAUAUGGUUUACAUAGACUUACAUAGGGAAAAACUUUGAAAAUCUUCUUGUCCAAACCACAAAGCCUAGGGCUUUGAUACUUGAAAUGUAGCAUCAUCCAGUGGUUCUCUACCAAGUUUGUUCAAAUUAUCCUCCUAGGGUUAAAUAUGGCCCCGCCCCGGGGGUCACAUGGUUCAUAUAGACUUAUAUAGGGAAAAGCUUUUAAAAUGUUCUUGUCAGUAACUACAACAUUCAAACUUGGACCACGUAUAUUUUUGAGUGGCAAGAUGAACCUUGACAUGAGUUGACCUUGAUUUUGACCUAGUGACCUACUUUCACAUUUCUGUAGCUACAGCCUUCAAAUUUGGACCACAUGCAUAAUUUUGUGCACUGGAAAAAACUUUGACCUUUAUUUUGACCUAGUGACCUACUUUCACAUUUUUGAAGGUACAGGCAUCAAAUUUGGACCAUAUGCAUAGUUUCGUGUUUCAAAAUGAAAUUUGACAUUGAUUUUGACCUAGUGACCUACUUUCACAUUUCUCAAGCUACAGCCUUCAAAUUUGGACUACAUGCAUAGUUUUGUGUACCGAAAAAAACUUUGACCUUGACAUUGACCUAGUGACCUACUUUCACAUUUUUGAAGGUACAGGCUUCAAAUUUGGACCACAUGCAUAGUUUUGUAUUCUGAAAUAAAAUUUGACCUUUAUUUUGACCUAGUGACCUACUUUUACAUUUCUCAAGCUACAGCCUUCAAAUUUGGACCACUUGCAUAGUUUUGUGUACUGAAAUGACCUUUGACCUUUACAUUGACCUAGUGACCUACUUUCACAUUUUUAGUCCACCAUCAUCAGAUGGUGGGCUAUUAAAAUCACUCUGCGUCCGUGGUCCGUCCGUCCGUCAUUCCGUCCGUCCGUCCGUCCGUUAACAAUUUCUCGUUAUCGCAUCUCCUCAGAAACUACUUGGGGGAUUUUGACCAAACUUUGUCAGAAUGAUGUAUUGGUACCCUAGUUGUGUCCCCCUGAAAAUCAGACUGGUUCAACAAUUUAUGAGUGAGUUAUGGCCCUUUGUUUAUUUCUAUAAUUUAUAUAGAUUUAUAUAGGGAAAAACUUUGAAAACCUUCUUGUCCAAAACCACAGAGCCUAGGGCUUUGAUAUUUGGUAUGAAGCAUCAUCUAGUGGUCCUCUACCAAGAUGAUUCAAAUUAUUUCUCUGGGGUCAAAUAUGGCCCCGCCCUGGGGGUCACAUGGUUUAUAUAGACUUAUAUAGGGAAAAACUUUGAAUAACCUCUUGUCCAAAACCACAGGGCCUAGGGCUUUGAUAUUUUGUAUGUGACAUCAUCUAGUGGUCUUCAACUAAGAUUGAUCAAAUUAUACCCCUAGGGUCAAAUAUGGCCCCGCCCUGGGGGUCAUAUGGUUUACAUAGACUUAUAUAGGGAAAAACUUUGAAAAUCUUCUUGUCCAAACCACAAAGCCUAGGGCUUUGAUACUUGUAAUGUAGCAUCGCCUGGUGGUUCUCUACCAAGUUUGUUCAAAUUAUCCUCCUAGGGUUAAAUAUGGCCCCGCCCCGGGGGUCAAUUGGUUCAUAUAGACUUAUAUAGGGAAAAGCUUUUAAAAUGUUCUUGUCAGUAACUACAACAUUCAAACUUGGACCACAUGUAUUAUUUUUGAGUGGCAAGAUGAACCUUGACAUGAGUUGACCUUGAUUUUGACCUAGUGACCUACUUUCACAUUUCUGUAGCUACAGCUUUCAAAUUUGGACCACAUGCAUAAUUUUGUGCACUGGAAAAAACUUUGACCUUUAUUUUGACCUAGUGACCUACUUUCACAUUUUUGAAGGUACAGGCAUAAAAUUUGGACCAUAUGUAUAGUUUCGUGUUUCAAAAUGAAAUUUGACAUUGAUUUUGACCUAGUGACCUACUUUCACAUUUCUCAAACUACAGCCUUCAAAUUUGGACUACACGCAUAGUUUUGUGUACCGAAAAAAACUUUGACCUUGACAUUGACCUAGUGACCUACUUUCACAUUUUUGAAGGUACAGGCUUCAAAUUUGGACCACGUGCAUAGUUUUGUAUUCUGAAAUAAAAUUUGACCUUAAUUUUGACCUAGUGACCUACUUUUACAUUUCUCAAGCUACAGCCUUCAAAUUUGGACCACUUGCAUAGUUUUGUGUACUGAAAUGACCUUUGACCUUUACAUUGACCUAGUGACCUACUUUCACAUUUUUAAGGUACAGGCUUCAAAUUUGGACCACAUGCAUAGUUUUGUAUUCCGAAAUAAUAUUUGACCUUGAUUUUGACCUAGUGACCUACUUUUACAUUUCUCAAGCUACAGCCUUCAAAUUUGGACCACAUGCAUAGUUUUGUGUACCGAAACAAACUUUGACCUUUACAUUGACCUAGUGACCUACUUCCACAUUUUUGAAGGUACAGGCUUCAAAUUUGGACCACAUGCAUAGUUUUGUAUUCCGAAGUAAAAUUUGACCUUGAUUUUGACCUAGUGACCUAGUUUUACAUUUCUCAAGCUACAGCCUUCAAAUUUGGACCACUUGCAUAGUUUUGGGUACCAAAAUGAACUUUGACCUUAAGAUUGACCUAGUGACCUACUUUCACAUUUCUGUAGCUACAGGCUUCAAAUUUAGGACCACAUGCAUAGUUUUGUGUACCCAAACAAAUGACUUUGACAUUGACCUAGUGACCUACUUUCACAUUUUUGAAGGUACAGGCUUCAAAUUUGGACCACAGGCAUAGAUUUGUGUUGUGUACGAAAAUGAAAUUUGACCUUGAGCUAGUCAGUAAGUCUUGAAAUUUGGAACACUCAAAAAUGGCACAUUGGUGGGCGCCAAGAUCACUCUGUGAUCUCUUGUUAAGGUACAGGCUUCAAAUUUGGACCACAUGCAUAGUUUUGUAUUCCGAAAUAAAAUUUGACCUUGAUUUUGACCUAGUGACCUUCUUUUACAUUUCUCAAGCUACAGCCUUCAGAUUUGGACCACAUGCAUAGUUUUGUGUACCGAAACAAACUUUGACCUUUACAUUGACCUAGUGACCUACUUUCACAUUUUUGAAGGUACAGGCUUCAAAUUUGGACCACAUGCAUAGUUUUGUAUUUCGGAGUAAAAUUUGACCUGGAUUUUGACCUAGUGACCUUCUUUUACAUUUCUCAAGCUACAGCCUUCAAAUUUGGACCACUUGCAUAGAUUUGUGUUGUGUACGGAAAUGAAAUUUGACCUUGAGCUAGUCAGUAAGUCUUGAAAUUUGGAACACUCAAAAAUGGCACAUUGGUGGGCGCCAAGAUCACUCUGUGAUCUCUUGUUAAUGUAGGAAUAGACUAGCUGUAUUAAACCAUUUGACAAGCCACAAAAUAUGUUUUGAAAGUUUUUGAAUCAAAGUUAAAAGAUGAACUUUACCAAAAAUGAACUGUUAUUUGUUUAAUCUAAAAGAAGAGAUUUGAUGGUCAACUUUGUAAGAAAGUUCCAUCUUACAAUUUAUAAUAUUUUUGGAGAUUAUUUUGGUUAUUGCUAGUCAUUUGGAAAAGAUAACUAAGUAUUCACUGAUAGUUGGGAUGAUUAAAUUUUGUAUGUAAGAUUUGAAGUUUUUGACGUCUGCAAACCCCUAUUGUGACAUUUUUUUUUCUUUUGUAAAUUUGUUAGUUUAAACAUAUUAGUGCUGAUAAUGUAUGAAUUCUUGUUCAUUUUCUCAUUGUUUUACCUAGAUAUUUUGAAUACAUAAAUGUAGAUACACUGCUCAUUUCACUGUAUUUUAUAGAAUGAUAAUAAAAAUCAUUUUUUGACUA
Messenger RNA from Mercenaria mercenaria, 9571 nucleotides. RefSeq names its product ubiquitin-conjugating enzyme E2-17 kDa. Gene Ontology annotation, biological process: protein polyubiquitination; ubiquitin-dependent protein catabolic process. Gene Ontology annotation, cellular component: nucleus. The transcript has 6 exons. Bases 136 to 579 code for a protein of 147 amino acids. NCBI's taxonomy places the organism in Eukaryota, Metazoa, Mollusca, Bivalvia, Venerida, Veneridae. Gene Ontology annotation, molecular function: ubiquitin conjugating enzyme activity. The record is from RefSeq and is a predicted model, not a curated record.